Molecule: messenger RNA, 552 nt
Organism: Eimeria mitis
Lineage: Eukaryota; Apicomplexa; Conoidasida; Eucoccidiorida; Eimeriidae
Exons: 2
Coding region: 1-552 (183 amino acids)
Source: RefSeq, a predicted model, not a curated record
AUGUCUGAACGAAAACCCUCUCCGGCCUCCCGAGAGGGCAGUAGCUCCCCGCCUGCUGCUGCUUCUACAGCAGCUGCACCUGCUGCUGCACCUGCUGCUGCAGCAGCAGCUGCCCCUGCAGGAGGCGCCAGCACCCCUGGUAAGGUAGCCUCUCCCCAGGCUCCUGCUGCUGCUUCUGCAGCAGCAGCAGCAUCUGAGGGAGCAGAGAAGCUAACUCCAUCCCUGAGCGGGCGUUUAAGCAAGUCGCAUGCAGGUAGCAGCAGCAGCAGCAGCAGCAGCAGCAGCGGCCACGAGGGUGGUUUCUCUUCUAGCAAAGUACGCAGCAUGACCAGUGGUCAGUUCAUGCGAUACAGACAGCAGAGCUCAGCUGGCUUCCUCUUACCCAGCAACUUCUUUCAGAGCCGUGCAGAGAUACGCACCUGGGGAGAAGAGGACCUCACGGACCCCUCCAUUCAGCCUUAUGACGAAGAAAGUAAGAAAUCUAGGGCGUCCCCCGUCCUUUUCAUACAUCUUUGCCUGGCUAUGCUCCGCGUUUAUGUCGUUAUGUAUUAA